Molecule: messenger RNA, 2877 nt
Organism: Grus americana (Whooping crane)
Lineage: Eukaryota; Metazoa; Chordata; Aves; Gruiformes; Gruidae
Gene: SCAMP5
Product: secretory carrier membrane protein 5
Exons: 7
Coding region: 198-905 (235 amino acids)
Biological process (GO): protein transport
Cellular component (GO): recycling endosome membrane; trans-Golgi network membrane
Source: RefSeq, a predicted model, not a curated record
CCCCUAGCCGGGCCGGCGGCAGUACCAUAAUAUCGCGAGAACACGGCCGCUGCGGCAGGACCAGCGCCGGGCGGGCGGCCGCCGCCAGCACCCGCCGCGGGACGGGUCGGGUCACGCCACGCAGCUUGGUCAAAGCUCCUGGGUUUUUUUCCCCCCCUACUUUUCCUGUGGAACGAGGAGGCUGAGCGUGCGCUGGCAUGGCAGAAAAAGUGAACAACUUCCCUCCCCUGCCGAGGUUCAUCCCCUUGAAGCCAUGUUUCUACCAGGACUUCGAUGCGGAGAUCCCACCGCAGCACCGUACCAUGGCCAAGCGGCUUUACUACCUCUGGAUGCUGAACAGCAUCACCUUGGCGGUGAAUCUCGUUGGCUGCCUCGCAUGGCUGAUUGGAGGCGGUGGAGCUGUUAAUUUUGGACUGGCAAUUCUCUGGCUCAUUCUCUUUACGCCCUGCUCCUAUGUCUGCUGGUUUAGACCUAUUUACAAAGCUUUCAAGACAGACAGCUCCUUCAGCUUCAUGGCCUUCUUCUUCACCUUUAUGGCCCAGCUGGUGAUCAGCAUUAUCCAGGCAGUGGGAAUCCCUGGCUGGGGUGUCUGUGGCUGGAUUGCAGCGAUUUCCUUCUUUGGGACCAAUGUGGGGUCGGCCGUGGUGAUGUUGAUCCCCACCGUCCUGUUCACGGGGAUGGCGGUCUUCUCCUUCAUCGCCCUCACUAUGGUGCAUAAGUUUUACCGGGGAAGCGGGGGAAGUUUCAGCAAAGCCCAGGAGGAGUGGACCACAGGGGCGUGGAAGAACCCCCAUGUCCAACAGGCAGCGCAGAACGCAGCGAUGGGAGCGGCGCAGGGGGCCAUGAUGCAGCACGAGACGCAGUACUCGGCCACCCCGAACUACACCUACUCCAACGAGAUGUGAGCAGCAGGACUCUGUCCUUGGGCGAAAGAUCUGGGGGGAAAGGGAGGAGGAGGAAGGCUGAGCUGAGUUUCUGCAGCUAUUUCAGAAAGUCAGAGUGUACCAUAACGGUGGUUCUUUUCCCGUUCUUUGUAACAAGAUUGAUUUGGAUUUUUUCUUUUAUUCCCCCCCCCCCCCCCCCCCAUUAUUGUCUUGAGCUCUUCUUUUCUCCUUUAUUUUUCACUUUGAAGAGGCCAUGAGUUGACCUGCAGGGCUCUUGUUGUGUGUGGUAGUAAGUGUACAUUCCUGUGUCUUCUUUUUCCCUGUGAAAUAGUGUAUGGUGGUGGUUUUUUAAUUACUGUGGUGAUAGGUGUAUGUUUAGAACUACAUCAGCCAAAAGCCCCAAAAGGGAAAGAUAAAAAUAGCAACCAGCACCCAUCUCCCCUCUUGGAACAAGCCCUGAACCACAGGUUUCUGAUGUGUGUGUGUGAGUUGUUUUUUUUUCUCUUUCAGUUGGUAGUGUCCAGCCACUCGCCACUGUCUCAGCAAGGGCAAGCAAUCCCAGGAAUUCUCCCUUUUCUUUUGCUUUUUAACUAGCAGGUGGCUGGCUGAUUUAGCAUUAAAAAAAAAAAACCAACAAAAAAGCAAAAAAAAAAAAGAAACCCUAAAUCCUGCUGUUGAUAUGCUGGAAGCCAAGAGAUUCCUAAUCUUCACCCUGGCUCAGGAUCUACAACUUCUCUCAGUGUGUGGUGUUGUAAAUGAGUAGUUUACAUUUUGAUGUGGAGGACCAGUAUUGGUGUGUGACCGCGGGCUGGAGCCCCGGUGCACUGUGUGUGCGCGUGUGCAUGUGUCAGGGAGUGAGGACAGGUUUUCCCUGCGGGAUACAACCAAUCCUGUUCCAGACUCUGCAUCCCUGAGUCUGGGUUUUUUUAAAGAUUUCUAUUUUGAAAAGCAGCUAUAAAAUUGGCAGAGUUUCUCAGAGGACCUAUUCUUGGGUAAAGCUCUGGGUCAAAUCUUACCGCCCUGUGUAAGUAUGUACAACCAGUCUUACUGCCUGUGUAAAUAGCAAGGAUGAGAUUUGUCCCUGUUAGCUCUCGAAGCGUGCACUAAUUCAAGGCUUUUUAGGAAACCUCCAGGCUGGUGGGAAAAAUUCCUGCUUACUUAAGCUUCUAAAAAGCGCGGUGAAACACGGCGCUGUUUUUUUUUCCCCCGGUGCAGAGAUCCCUGUUCCUGUCAGCCCCGAAUCCUUGCCCAGUUUAGGGGAGGUCAGGCUUUAAAUACUGAUCUUGCACCUUAGUGGGAGGCAGCUGAGCUCAGACUAACACCUCUUGGGCUGUGGCAACUGGGGAAGGUGACUGGAAAAAAAUCGGUUGGUAAAUGGGAGCUGGUGGACGCAGGAGUAGGGACCCUAAGUUCCUUCUCAGAGAUGCUUUUUAGCCUCUAAAUGCACUUUAAAUAAGCCAAAUUUUUUUCUCCCAAGUCCUAGAAAAGCAGCCCAAACAGAAUCUGAUCCUUGGCUCAAAUAUCUCCUGCCCGCUGCAGGCAACGAGCCCAGCAUGCCACUAGCCCCCAGCCCCUCCGGUGAUGCUUGUCUGUGACUCCUUCCCAUGAGAAUCACCCCAAAGAGGAACUUCUCUUUUCCAGCAAAGCCCACCAAGAAUAGUUUCCUUUUUUUAAGUUGUUCCGCAGUAGGCAGUCGUCUCUUGACAACACUAAAAUGCAGCUAAUGAUAAAAUGCCUGUCUGUGUGUGUAUAUAUACAUGUAUAAAAUGUAAGGAGAAAAGUAAUCCUUUGCUGAGCCUAUUAUGUACCUAAUCAGGUUUAAAUAUUGUGCAAUUCCUUUCUAGCUAGCCUCAAACUUACUAUGCCAAAUCACGUGCUCUGUCAUCCAUGUCUGAGAAAUGAUGGAUUAAGUGACUUCACCUUUUGCAUUCACAGUAAUAAGAUGCAUAAAUAAUAACUGUAACGAGCUCUAACAGACAUUGCUUUGGCAUCU